Octopus sinensis (East Asian common octopus) is the source of this 927-nucleotide messenger RNA. RefSeq names its product zinc finger BED domain-containing protein 5-like. The record is from RefSeq and is a predicted model, not a curated record. The transcript is spliced from 4 exons. Lineage: Eukaryota; Metazoa; Mollusca; Cephalopoda; Octopoda; Octopodidae. Bases 1 to 927 code for a protein of 308 amino acids.
AUGGCACCAGCCAAACUGAAACGACAUUUAACGACUAAACAUCCAGAGUUGUCAGGCAAAAAUGAACAAUAUUUUAAGAGAGAAUUGGCAUUUAAUAAAAGGCAAGUUUCUAUGUUUGCCCAAAAGUUCAAGUUGAGUGACAAAGGGCAAGAAGCAAGUUAUGCUGUGGCGGAGAUAGUUGCAAGAAAAAUGAAAUCUCAUACCAUCGCUGAAACUGUAAUUUUACCUGCAUGCCAGGAAAUAGUGAGGAUAAUGUUUGGAGAGGAUGCUGUAUCAGAGCUAAAUAAAAUUCCACUUUCUAUCAACAUAAUAAGUAGGCGCAUGUCAGGAGACAUUGAGUGCAAUAUUAAGUCAAAAAUACUGAAACAUAAGUUGUUUGCACUUCAAGUUGAUGAGAGCACAUACAUCACUGGUAAAUCACAGCUCCUUGUAUUUGUACGUUUUAUUAAUGAUGAAGCUAUUGUAGAAGACGUCCUGUGUUGCAAAGAGUUGCUAGAAACAAGAAAAGGGCAAGAUGUAUUUGAUGUUUUAAAUUCAUAUUUAGAGUAUUGUGGAUUGAACUGGAAAAACUGUUGUCUUGCAUCCAAAAUUUAUUCUCAAUGUCAGCACAACACUACUAUAGCCGAUAAGAUGGAUAAGUCGGAAAUUCGUAUAGUUUUCAAAUAUGAGUUAUUUCUUGGAAAUAUAGCAUCACAGACAGCUCGGAAUAUUAAUGGAGUAUUUCAUUCUGAUGUUAUUAUUCAGCAGACAGUAUCAAAUUGGAGUGAACAGACGGUGUGCAUCAGUUUCAAACGCACUCGAUACAAGUUAAGUGUUUUGCUAUUGCUUGGUGAGGAAAGAUUGAGUGCACGGGUUUCUUCGAGGUUUCCAAAAUUGGUGGCAGAGAUGAAGGUUUCCUCAAAUCAGAAGUCUGGUUACUUGCAAUAG